This is a messenger RNA of Geodia barretti, 2265 nucleotides long. The record is from the annotation of a GenBank genome assembly. NCBI's taxonomy places the organism in Eukaryota, Metazoa, Porifera, Demospongiae, Tetractinellida, Geodiidae.
UCUUCAACGCGGAAUCGCGAUAAUGGCGAGCGGCCGUGUACUUUUGGAGCUGCUGGUGUCUCUGGCUGCUGCUCUGGUGGUGUGUCUGCAGCAAUGCUCCGGGGUCCCUGUAGACCCCAGGCAACAAGUCGUGCAGCUGUUGGAGAAAGGCAACCACGAAGACCUCGCCAAGUACGACCUUUGUCUCGUCUGUGAGGGCGUCGUGGAGGUUGUCAAACUAUACUUGGAGAGAAAUGCGUCUGUGGAUGAGGUAAUCCCGGUCGUGGAACCGCUCUGCCUCGUCUACAUGAACAAGACGAACGGCUACAACGGGACCUUCAUGUGCCCCGGGAUCCUCAAAUCUUACCUUCCCAUAGUGCUGUAUGUGGUGGCAGAAGGGGCUCUGGAUCCUGCAGACGUGUGCUACAUUAUCCAUCUCUGCAACAGUUCGUCACACGCCCAGUCCUCCUCCCCUCUCCUCUCUCUCCUGGAGACCAGCUGGCACAAGAGGCAGUGGACUCCAACCCACAGCCUCCCGGGAGCACUGGAGGGGAAUUCCCUGAGAGAAGAACCAGCUGUCAGGGGUGCAGGGAAGAGGGGAGGGAGGUUAGAAAAGAAGGGCGGAGAUCCAAUUGUGUUUCUUCAGUUGUCAGAUAUUCAUCUUGACCAGCUUUUUGCAGAGGGCUCACCCAGUAUCUGCAACCUGUAUCUUUGUUGCCGAACUUGGUACAGUGGAACAGGUCCAGCCGGUCACUAUGGCGACUUCAACUGCGAUCUGCCCCUCGCCACUCUGGAAGUUGUCGUGGAAGCUAUUGCGCAACUUGAUCCCCAGCCGGACUUCAUCAUCUAUACCGGGGAUAAUUCUCCUCACGAUGUCUGGAAUGAGACGUGGACGGGGGAGUACCAAGCCACGGAGUUCCUAAUCUCUUACCUCGCCGAGAAAUUACCCCAACGACACAUCUACCCCGCCCUUGGCAACCACGAAACGUUCCCUGAGAGUGAAUAUAUUGGAACUCUACCUCAAUACCAGGAGUUAACUCGUAAAAUGGCCGACUACUGGCAGAAGUUGGUGCCACUGCCGCAGUCUGCUCUGGACACCAUAGCUGAUGGGGCCUACUACACCACUCUCAUUGAGGACAAAUUGAGGGUCCUCUCUUUUAACUCUGACUAUGGGUACACCAUCAAUUUCUACACUCAUCUGAACGGAAGGAAUGCGUACUUCACACGCCAACAAGAAUGGAUUGUUGGACACACUAGCAAAGGCUGAACAGGCAGGAGAGAAGGUCAUGAUGAUUGCCCACAUUCCGCCUGGUGACCCUGGCAACACAGUGGCAGCCUACGAGGAGUUCUAUUUAAACCUCACCAAGCGUUACCGUGACACCAUCGUGGCUCAUCUGUUUGGCCACACCCACCACGACGAAUUCAAGCUGGUAUAUAUGCUGCUGUCUUCUAACCCAAUUCUUUAAGUGGUGCCUGCGUUUCGCUAACCCUCUUCCUCAACUUCAGAUAAUGUUAGUUCACAGAUCAGACCACCAUAAUUAUAAAUUCAAACCUACGGAGUAACACGAGGCAACACGCCUCAGUGUAGUAUUGGUCUAAUAAUAAAUGAUAGGUCCACACAUUCAACAAGUAUGUGUGUGAAUUUAGAAAUGUCAAUUGGUGUAGAUGGACCUAUCACACCAUGCCUAUUGCAAGAAACGUAUGAUAAACUGUUGGGACAUUAUUCAAUCAGAUCCAGGAUGAAGAAGGCGUGUAUGGGGCGGUGUUGAUCUGUCCGUCUGUCACUCCAUACGGCCGCAGCAACCCAUCCUUCAGACUGUUUUCCAUGGACUCCUCAUCUUACCAGCUCCUGGACUACCACCAGUACCAUCUCAACCUCUCUCUUGCCAAUGAACUGGCCAAGAAAGGUGUAAAACCGGAGCUGGAACUGGCCUACACGACCUCUGACCUCUACUGAGCCUCCCUGACCUGACUCCACCCUCCUGGGCUGACCUUGUGGAGAGGUUCUCAGACUACCCGGACCUGGUCUCGGACUACCGCUACAACAUCUACGGUCAGACGAGCUCAGGUGACAGGUCAUGUGACCCGGAGUGCAUCAGGGAGACGGUCUGUGCCGUCAGCAACAUCCUCACCAGUGAACGAAAGAGCUGUCUCAAUGGAUGAUCAGGACUUAUAAUGUGUGUUAACAUUUUCAGCCGAUUUGUGUAUUUUCACUUAUAUAUUGUGUUGCACUCUUUGCACGAUAUUGCUUUAAAAAACCAACAAAAACUGCUGUGACAUAAUUUG